This is a messenger RNA of Lagopus leucura (white-tailed ptarmigan), 653 nucleotides long. Its product is annotated as 60S ribosomal protein L17. Bases 55 to 609 code for a protein of 184 amino acids. Gene Ontology annotation, molecular function: structural constituent of ribosome. Gene Ontology annotation, biological process: cytoplasmic translation. Gene Ontology annotation, cellular component: ribosome; cytosolic large ribosomal subunit. The record is from RefSeq and is a predicted model, not a curated record. NCBI's taxonomy places the organism in Eukaryota, Metazoa, Chordata, Aves, Galliformes, Phasianidae. The transcript has 7 exons.
CUCUCCCGGUCUCGCCCUUCCUCUUCCGCUUUCCCUCCGAGCUGAGCUCCGAAGAUGGUGCGCUACUCGCUGGAUCCGGAGAACCCCACCAAGUCAUGCAAGUCCAGGGGCUCCAACCUGCGUGUGCACUUCAAGAACACUCGUGAGACUGCCCAGGCCAUCAAGGGCAUGCACAUCCGCAAGGCCACCAAGUACCUGAAGGAUGUGACCCUGAAGAAGCAGUGUGUUCCCUUCCGUCGCUACAACGGAGGAGUUGGUCGAUGUGCCCAGGCCAAGCAGUGGGGCUGGACUCAGGGGCGCUGGCCCAAGAAGAGCGCGGAGUUCCUGCUGCACAUGCUCAAAAACGCAGAGAGCAAUGCUGAGCUCAAGGGUCUCGAUGUGGAUUCUCUGGUGAUUGAGCACAUCCAGGUGAACAAGGCUCCCAAAAUGCGCCGGCGCACCUACAGAGCUCACGGGAGGAUCAACCCCUACAUGAGCUCCCCCUGCCACAUCGAGAUGAUCCUCACUGAGAAGGAGCAAAUCGUCCCCAAGCCAGAAGAAGAAGUUGCUCAAAAGAAAAAGAUAUCCCAGAAGAAGCUGAAGAAGCAAAAACUGAUGGCUCGGGAGUAAAUCAGAAACAGCAGAUGUACAUAAAUAAAGUUAAAAACUUUAAA